UCUUCCAGUCAGUGGCAGUUAAAGUAACUGCUGCCACUGCUGCCUCCCCUGCCUCCUGCCUGCCCAACCCACGCCUGCCUCUGAGUUGACCCUGACCUGACCCAAACUAACUAACUAGAGUCAAUUGAGUUUGUUUGUUUAUUGAGUACGACACGACGGCCGUAAAGAAAGAAGUAACAAGAACGACUUACACUGAGAUUUUCAUUCUACACACCACACAAAUAAAUACAAAUACAGAAACGAAACACGACUGGACUCGGACUGACCCAAUUUCAUGAAUCAGGAUUACAACAAGACUUUCUAAUAGAUGAUCUACAACAUCGAGACACUCAGUUUAUGAACUGUAUACAACCUACUGAAAUGUUAGCCAUGACUUUGAGAAAUUGCAAUACACUAUCUCAGACCUGAUGAAAAGGAACUUCAAUUUGGCGCAGAGAAGCUAAUUUAGACCAUCUCAAAUAUAAUAGAUACCUAAAAAGGCUAAAAUGGCAAUACACUUUCUCAGACGUGAUGUAAAGGAACUUCAAUUCGGCGCAGAGAAGCUAAUUUAGAACAUCUCAAAUAUAAUUGGUUACUUAUGAAACCGCUAAAAAGGCUAAAAUGGCAAUAAACUUUCUCAGAUGUUUGAAAAGGAACUUCAAUUCGGCGCAGAGAAGCUAAUUUAGACCAUCUCAAAUAUAAUAGGUUACUUAAAAAACAGCUAAAAAGGCUAAAAUUGCAAUACACUAUCUCAAACCUGAUGAAAAGGAACUUCAAUUUGGCGCAGAGAAGCUAAUUUAGACCAUCUCAAAUAUAAUAGAUACCUAAAAAGGCUAAAAUGGCAAUACACUUUCUCAGACGUGAUGUAAAGGAACUUCAAUUCGGCGCAGAGAAGCUAAUUUAGAACAUCUCAAAUAUAAUUGGUUACUUAUGAAACCGCUAAAAAGGCUAAAAUGGCAAUACACUUUCUCAGACGUGAUGUAAAGGAACUUCAAUUCGGCGCAGAGAAGCUAAUUUAGAACAUCUCAAAUAUAAUAGGUUACUUAAGAAACCGCUAAAAAGGCUAAAAUGGCAAUACACUUUCUCAGACGUGAUGUAAAGGAACUUCAAUUCGGCGCAGAGAAGCUAAUUUAGAACAUCUCAAAUAUAAUAGGUUACUUAUGAAACCGCUAAAAAGGCUAAAAUGGCAAUAAACUUUCUCAGAUGUUUGAAAAGGAACUUCAAUUCGGCGCAGAGAAGCUAAUUUAGACCAUCUCAAAUAUAAUAGGUUACUUAAAAAACAGCUAAAAAGGCUAAGGCUACAUGCAGAAGAUAUUAGUUUUAGAAUGUUAUCGAACCAAGAGGAAAAUUGUUUCAUUUGCAACUGUGUUGUUGUGGGCAAAAGUAUAAAUUUAAGUGAAGAGACUACUGUAUACAGUAAUACAUCUUUUCCAUCAAUGCUUACACACUAUCUUGGAGAUGCAUUCAUGGUGGUUGUCUUAGAAGAUGAUAAAAUCUGCCUUCGCUGCACUAAACUUAUCAACCAAACAGACAAACUUGAACAAGAUUUAUUGAAAGUACAGAGCAUCGUAAGAAGGUUUCUAAAUGAGAAAUAUGACCUUAAUGAAGAGUUAGAUCAUUUCUCCCAUGGUAAAGAUACCCAAGAAUCAUAUGCUAACAUCUACAAUGAAGAUAGUUUAAUAAACCCUCCUAAAAUUAAUAUCAAGUAUGCUCACAACAAAAUUUACAAACCUGAACAUAUUAAUCAAAAUGAAUCAUUGAAUUUGUAUGAUACCUCUGAAGUUAAAAUAAAGACUGAAACGUUAUCAAACUGUGAACAGUGUCCAACCAGCAGUGAUACCCAAAAUGUGGGAAGUUGUGAAAAAAAUAUUUAUAACCUUCCACAGGUAUUACCCAAAUUUAUCAAUAAUUUAGACAGUAAACAUGAAGUUGUGGCAUCUAGUCAAAAUGUAUUUGAUAUGAAGGAUCAGGAAUUUCAACACUCCAGUUUUAAAGAAGUAAAGACAGAAAAUCUCUCAACAGAGCAAAGGGAAAACAGUAUUCAAACAUCGUUUUCUUCUCAUAUAACACCCACGGCUUCUUUCGAGGGAACAAAACUUCAAAUUCGCUCUAAUUGUCAAAUAGUUGAAAAUAAACCAGUAAUUGACUCCUCUCUUAAUUCUUCUGUUUUUGUUGAGGGUUUGAUAGAUUCCUUCAGGAACAACGAUGUAUGUAAUAUUGAGACUUUAACCAAUGCUUCUGAAAAAAUAUCUCAAGCUGAUUUGCCAAGUAUUACAGUAGAAAAGAGACUGCUAGGAAGAAACAAAGUUAAAACUUUACCUCUCAAAAGAAAAAAUCAUGAACUUAAGCAAGAAAAAAGCAAAAUUAAUAAAUUGCGACCGAUUUUACCCAAACUCUCUGUCAUAAAUGAUAUCAAACCUUCCUUCUACAUAAUUCAACAGCCAGAUAUAACAGUUAGUAAUAAAAUAUUUCAUGAACUUCCAAACUUUACAGCUAUUAAACCUGAGAAUUCUGAUCUCACAAGCUUUUCUCAAGUUCAGUUGUCAAACAAUGAAGAACAACUAGGUUUUGAUCAAAAUUAUUGUGUAGCAAACGAAAAGUACAAUGAAUUUGAAAUCCUCUCUUCAGAUAAUAUCCCUUUUGAUUGGGACACAGAUUUAAUCACCUUUAAAACAUCAAAACCCAAGAAAGAGCACUCGGAAGUAACACAUCAUUGUCGUUUCUGUCCGAAAUCGUUUAAAAGAAAUAAAACUCUGAAAGAUCAUGAAGCCGUUCACACAGAAUAUUAUGGCCACUACAAAAUUUGUGGCCAAGGGUUUUCAACGCAGCCAAAAUUAGAACAGCAUAAGAAAAUGCAUAAAAAAGAGGCAUUUGUUUGUGAAAUCUGUGGUAAAAAAUACCACUCAAGAGGUACAUUCUGGAUACAUAGAAAGUGGCAUGAAAAUCCAUUUCCAUACAAGUGUGACGACUGUGGUAAACCUUUCAAGCACUCGUCUAAUUUGUCAGUUCAUCGCAGAAAACAUAGGGGAGAUAGACCUUACAAAUGUACUUAUUGUCCCCGCACAUUUGAUGUUCCUCAAACUCUCAAACGCCACAUUAUUCUUCACACCAAACAGUAUCCCUAUAAAUGUGCUGGUUGUAACCUCGGGUUUGCGUCCCGAGACAAGUACACUCAGCAUUUGGCAAAAAAACAUGAAAUACACUUAGAAAAAACCGUUAUUGAUCCUAAAGACUAUAAAGUAGCUGUAUAUAAUACUGAGAAAGAAAAUACUGGUAAUGUAGCGGAGUCUGAGAAAACUAUUGAUUGUGGUGAUCAUGCAAUCCAAGUGGACAGUUCCAAUUCCAUUACACUCCUAGAUCCUAUUGACUGUCAAAUGGAGGUAUCUACAUCAGAGCUGAGUAAUGAUAUAUUUUCCACUAGUUGGUUCACAUGAGGGGAUUGCAUUGUUAAUGUUUACAUGAAAUGAUAAUUAUAAAUAUUUGUUUAGGUCUCAUAGAGAGAAAGGAAGCUUGUCAUAGCUAAAAAAGGUGUAUCAUGUGUUAAUGCCCGAGAUACUUACUCCUGUUUAUAAUUGACAAAGCUCCAAAUUAUUCAUUGGUACCGGUAGCAAAUUAAUGUAGAGGCUAUAUUAAAAUGUAGGUAUUAAGUUACAUAUGAAAUCCAAGAUAGAAAAAUGAUUGAUGUAUGGCUAAAACAUUCAGAAGUUAAAAAUGUUUUGAAACUAUUUACACAGUUUUGUAUUUGAAUUUACUUUUUUAGGAAUCCAGAGACUUGAUUUGUUCAUUAAAGAAAUGUUCAGUAUGAUACAAAAAAAAUUUAGUUGUAUUCAUAAGAAAGUAAUUUUAUAUCAAUUGUGUUAUACCAUUGAGUAUACACGUAUAAGAGGGGUCAGAUAAUGCUUGUUACCAAUUUUGCUUAAGUAGUUUGGGCCCCUGACGCUUGGGCCGCGGUAGGCGGUCGGUAAUGCAUUGUGCCUAUGGGAACAUUUCAAUCAUUUAGUAUUAAAAACAUAUUAUAAAACAACAAAACUUCGAUCUAACAAACAAAUUUCACCAACAAAAACGACAUUUUACAACCUUACAAACGCAAUAUUAAACAAACGAAGUAGCGUAGUUCGGGCUGCUGACACUAAUCUACACUGCUGUUCAGGUAACGGUAGCCCAGAUUGAGUGACUAAUAUAGUACGUGUAUACUCAAUGAUUAUACUGACUCAACCACCCACCACAUUGUGACAUAAUGAUAGUGUUUACUAUUCUGUUUUUCCUUUUAUAUAAGUAAUAUUGUAUUAAGUAUGUUUUAUAGUAUUUUUUUU
Macrosteles quadrilineatus (aster leafhopper) is the source of this 4292-nucleotide messenger RNA. RefSeq names its product sex-determining transformer protein 1-like. The coding region runs from base 1305 to 3413 and encodes 702 amino acids. Gene Ontology annotation, molecular function: DNA-binding transcription factor activity; RNA polymerase II cis-regulatory region sequence-specific DNA binding. The record is from RefSeq and is a predicted model, not a curated record. NCBI's taxonomy places the organism in Eukaryota, Metazoa, Arthropoda, Insecta, Hemiptera, Cicadellidae. The transcript is spliced from 13 exons. Gene Ontology annotation, biological process: regulation of transcription by RNA polymerase II.